Messenger RNA from Ctenocephalides felis (cat flea), 3393 nucleotides. RefSeq names its product lysosomal alpha-mannosidase-like. The record is from RefSeq and is a predicted model, not a curated record. Gene Ontology annotation, cellular component: lysosome. The transcript is spliced from 20 exons. Gene Ontology annotation, molecular function: carbohydrate binding; alpha-mannosidase activity. Bases 118 to 3294 code for a protein of 1058 amino acids. Gene Ontology annotation, biological process: mannose metabolic process. NCBI's taxonomy places the organism in Eukaryota, Metazoa, Arthropoda, Insecta, Siphonaptera, Pulicidae.
GACGAGCGCGACUGCGAACCAGUCAGUCCGGCUUCUGUUACCAAACAGUGCGGUCAGGAAGAGAUAUAAUCAUAAAUAGUUGUUUUGUGUGAAAAUUAAAAGAGGUAGAUAGUCAUAAUGUCAAGGGCACCAGUGCUGGCAUUAUGUGCCCUGGCACUUUUCGCAAGCGUACAGUGUCGUUACGCCGGCGACAGGACGAACCGCAUCAGGCACGCCACUGUUUCCUCGGAGGAAGAGUACCAGGAGUACAGGCACAAAAUUCAGAAGAAACCGACUUGCGGAUACGAUAGUUGUCCUGUUCCAAAACCAGGAAUGCUAAACGUCCACCUGGUGCCACACACCCACGACGAUGUAGGCUGGUUGAAAACUGUUGACCAGUAUUAUUAUGGAAGUAGAAAUACAAUCCAGAAGGCAGGUGUGCAGUAUAUUUUGGAUUCUGUCGUUGCUGAACUCAUCAAAGAUCCUGCUAAGAAAUUCAUUUACGUCGAAUCAGCAUUUUUGAUGAAAUGGUGGCGCGAACAGACACGAGAACACCAGGAGAAAGUGCGCGAGCUGAUCGACCAGGGUCGCCUGGAGAUCAUUGGAGGCGCCUGGAGCAUGAACGACGAAGCAGUCACCCACUAUCAGAGCAUCGUUGAUCAGUUCACAUGGGGAUUCAGGCGUUUGAACGAGACCCUCGGUGAAUGCGCCAGGCCAAGAGUAGGUUGGCAAAUCGACCCAUUCGGUCACUCCAGGGAACAAGCAUCGAUUUUUGCCCAAUUGGGAUUCGAUGGUAUGUUUUUGGGCAGAUUGGAUUACCAGGACAAGAUGAGGAGAUUGGAGCAGAAGGAACCGGAAAUGUUGUGGCAUGCCAGUGAUAAUCUUGGUGAAGCUGGUGACUUAUUCACCGGAGUCCUCUACAACAACUAUGGACCACCACCAGGUUUUUGCUUCGAUAUUUUGUGCCAGGACGAACCAAUUAUUGACGAUAAACGCAGUUACGAUUACAAUGUAGACAGAAGGAUAGAUAAAUUUAUAGAGUAUUCAAAAAUGCAAGCUGCAUCUUAUCAGACUGACAAUAUAAUUUUGACCAUGGGCGAAGAUUUUAAUUACCAAAUUGCUGACUUGUGGUAUAAGAAUAUGGAUAAACUUAUUAAAGAAACCAACAAAAGACAAUCCAACGGCUCCUUAGUCAACGCCUUCUAUUCAACUCCUUCGUGUUACCUGAAAUCUCUGCACGAUGCUGACAAAACCUGGACAACCAAAAACGAUGACUUCUUCCCUUAUGCAUCAGAUCCACACACUUACUGGACUGGAUAUUUUACAUCAAGACCAACUUUGAAAUGGUUCGAACGAGUUGGAAACAAUAUGCUGCAGGUAUGCAAGCAGCUCAACGCUCUCGUCAAGAAUGAACCAGACAGUCUGGAGUUAUUAAGGGAAGCAAUGGGUGUUAUGCAGCACCAUGAUGCAAUUACUGGUACUGAAAAACAACAUGUAGCUGAAGAUUAUGCUAGAUUGCUUCAUGAUGCAGUCAGUGGAUGUGCUGAGAGUGCAGGAGAUGCCAUCAGAAAAAUUUUUGCAAAUGCCACAAAUGUGUCCAGCCAGUACAACAAAAUGGCACUCAACAUGGAACUGCAGACUUGUCCAGGUUUGAACAUCAGUCAGUGCUCAUACACUGAAUCUGAGGACAACUUUGUUGUAACUUUGUACAAUCCCUUGGCUCGUUCGAGGAAACAGUUUGUCAGAUUGCCUGUUCAGGCUGGAACUCAGGAUGCUCAAAUCAGUUACACUGUCAUGGAUCAUAAUGGUGCAACUGUUCCUUCGCAAUUGGUGCCAGUACCUGUCUUUGUACGUAACCUUCCUGGUAGAACUGCCAAAACAACAGCAGAAUUAGUGUUUGCAGCAGAUAUUCCUGCAGUAGGUGUUGCUUCCUACUUUGUGCAUCGUCAAAAAUCUAAAAACACUGGAGAAGAAAAUGCAGACUAUUUGUACGCCAAUUUGAAAUCUGCUGAAUACAAGGAUGCUGAUCAAAUCGUAUUAGGAUCAUCGACUCUCAGUCUGACCUUAUCUACUUCAACUGGACGUAUUUUCAACGCCUCCUUCAACGGUACAGAACUUCCACUGGAGCAGGAAUUUGUUUACUACCGUGGAGCCUCUGGUAACAACGAAGUUUUUGAAAACCGUUCUUCAGGUGCAUACAUUUUCCGUCCAAAUGGAACAGCACAUCCUUUCCUGAACGGAAAGGAACCAGUCAAAUUCGAUAUGGUUGCUGGUGAUUUAGUUGACGAAGUCCAUCAGACCUGGGGUGAAUUUGUACACCAGAUCGUUAGGGUUUAUAAACUUGGAGCUGAUGCUGUUGAGUUUGAUUGGGUCGUUGGACCUAUUCCUGACCAUAAGGAUCCAUUUGAUGGUAGAGAAGUAAUCAAUCGUUUCUCCACAAACUUGAAGACUGAUGGUCACUUCUCAACUGAUUCUAAUGGAAGAGAGACUUUGCACAGAAAGUUGAACCAUAGAGAUACCUGGAAUGUCUCGAUUGUGGAAAAAGAAGCUGGAAAUUACUAUCCUAUCACAUCCUUGUUGAGAUUGACAGGUAUGGCUCCAAAUUCUGGUAAUGGUGUUUCUUUAGCUGUAAUUCCAGAUCGUGCUCAAGGUGGUUCCAGUUUGGCUGAUGGUCAAUUGGAAUUGAUGGUGCACAGACGUUUAUUCAGAGACGAUGCCUUUGGUGUAGGUGAAGCUUUAAACGAAACUGCUUAUGGUCAAGGUUUGGUAGCUAGAGGAACCCAUUAUGUAAUGGCAGCAAGCACUGAAGACAAAACUGUUUUGGGCAGAGAAAGAGUUUUGGCACAAGAUGUCUUACUUCCUGCAACCGUAUUCUUUUCAAGUGCGAAGAACUUCAGCAAGGAACAAUGGAAACAAACUGCACAAAAGUACUCUGCUUUGAAGAAAGAACUUCCACCAUCUCUACAUUUGUUGACCUUAGAACCCUGGGGCAACGGUAAAGUCCUUCUCCGUCUGGAACACUUCUUUGAACAACAAGAUCACCCCGAGUGGUCUUUACCAGCAACUGUAGACUUACAGGAUUUGUUCUCUGCAUUCACUGUCAAAUCACUACGAGAAACUACUUUAGGUGGUAACCAAUGGUUGAGCGAAGCUGAGAGGUUCAAAUGGAAAACCAAUGACAAGAGAGCCAGAAGACACGGUGAAUAUUCAAAUGAUGCCAAAACAUACAAAAUGGAGAAACAUUUCGUCCCAUUGGCUGGUACCGAAGUCACUUUGAGGCCCAUGGAGAUUAGGACCUUUGUUUUGGAGAUUUAAUUGAUAAUGGAUUUUGUGAAGUAGAUGUAAGUUAAUUUUAAAGGUAAUAUAGUAAUUGAUUUUUAACAUUUGAAAGUAGUUUUACUAUUUUGCCAAAUG